AUGCCUAAGGGGUCCUGUCUAUGCCAGAAGCUUCAAUAUGAAUAUCAAGGGGAGCCUGUAGUGAAGGCAAGAAAAGUCAACAUCCCUAAAGACAAGGUCCAUGUCAUUUCUGGCUUCGCCAAACAAUUUACUCAACUUCAUGAAAGCGGCAAGAAAUUGACUAUCAAUUUCUGUGGCGAAUGCGGAGGUACUGUCUACAAGACACACGAGUCUUUCCCGGGGAGUAUUAUUAUUCUUGCGGGGACACUAGACGAUCCUGAUGGACUUGAACAGUCAAAACCGAGCCAGGAAUUGUUUUCUAAGCACCGUGUCUCAUGGCUAUCAGGCUUGAGCUGGGCCGAACAGAAACAGGAAUUUUGA
Messenger RNA from Penicillium macrosclerotiorum, 360 nucleotides. Its product is annotated as GFA family protein. The transcript has 2 exons. The record is from RefSeq and is a predicted model, not a curated record. The coding region runs from base 1 to 360 and encodes 119 amino acids. Gene Ontology annotation, molecular function: carbon-sulfur lyase activity. NCBI's taxonomy places the organism in Eukaryota, Fungi, Ascomycota, Eurotiomycetes, Eurotiales, Aspergillaceae.